Didymodactylos carnosus is the source of this 1371-nucleotide messenger RNA. The record is from the annotation of a GenBank genome assembly. NCBI's taxonomy places the organism in Eukaryota, Metazoa, Rotifera, Eurotatoria, Philodinida, Philodinidae.
AUGAAUCAAUUGAGAAAACUUCUACCAUUUCAUACAAAAGAACAACAAUUGGAGCCAGUUGUUGCUGUUGUGAAUUCAAAUGGUGAAAGUCCAAGAGAAGAAUGGGAUCGUCCCAUCGAAUUUUUCUUGUCAUUACUUGGGAUGUCAGUUGGAAUUGGUAAUGUUUGGCGGUAUCCCUAUAUAGCCUUUAAAAACGGUGGAGGGGCGUUUAUCAUUCCAUAUUUUUGUAUUUAUUUUUUAAUUGGUACACCAUUGUAUUUCUUAGAAUUAUCGUUAGGACAAUUUACUAGCAGUGCAUGGUGUAUAUUCUAUUUUUUUGCAUCAUUUCGAAAAAAAUUACAGUGGAGUGGUUGUCAGAACAGCUGGAAUACAAAACGUUGUACGGAAAUCAUGGGAUUAUGUAUUGUCAAAGGAAUAAAGUCAUCCGGAAAGGUAGUUUAUUUUACAUCAUUGUUUCCCUAUGUUAUUAUUUUUGCACUGAUUAUACGUGGAGCGACCUUACCAGGGGCAAAAAAUGGCAUACUGUUCUAUUUAAAACCGAAUUGGCAGAAAAUCAAAGAAUUUGAAGUAAGAAUAAUAUGUACACUAGAUACAAAAAAUUUUGAAGUAUGGAUAGCUGCAGCGUCACAAGUAACAUUUUCACUGAGUGUCGCAUUUGGAUGCAUAUUAGGUUACGCCAGUUUCAACAAAUUCAAUGCUAAUUAUCUAAGGGCAGUUGGCUCUUUAGUUGUUUCGUCUGAUUUAGACUAUUUCGUUUUCGCAGGUUUCGCAAUCUUUUCUGUCUUGGGCUAUAUGUCAUUCAAAACUGGUUUACCCAUCGAACAAGUGGCAAAAGCAGGGCCCGGGUUGGCUUUUAUAGCGUAUCCUGUUGCUCUCUCAAUCAUGCCAGCGGGGCCGGUAUGGGCAGUUUUAUUCUUUUUAAUGUUAUUAACACUCGGUUUAGAUUCUCAGAUCGUUUUCUUUUCGUCAGUAAUUCGAUUUAAGACACCGACCGAAGGAGAUUAUGUUUAUCCCUCUUUUGCAAAUGCGCUUGGUUGGUUAAUGGUUGCUGCAUCGAUUAUAUUUAUACCGGGUGUCAUGAUUUAUGAAUUAAUAAAAGCCUGGAACAUUACUCGACAGCCGUCUGACACUGACAGUAUGCCACAUUAUCUUCGAACGUUAAAAUAUGUGAGUAUGCCAUCGAAAGACUGGGGGCCCGCGAAAAACAAAGACAAAAUUGAUCGUUAUUGUGGUAGAAAUCAAAAACGAUCAUUACCACUAAUAGAUUCAUUAUCUUAUGUAAUUAACUGCAAAUAUACUCAUCCGACACAAAAUACAAAUGGAACUACAAAUUUUGCAUUUAUUAAAGAUGAAGAGUGUUCUCGGUUAUAA